UUUAAUCUGUUCAACUAGCCUCAGUCUUCUAUCCAUUUUAAAGGUUUUCCUAACAAACCCAUUACGUUGACUUUACCCGUAAUAUACACGGAGGGUUAGUCGAUUGAUCUCAUUCAACAAGUUUCUUUACAAUCAUUUCGCCUAAAUUCUCCCUUCAAAGAUUUAUUCUUUCAGGAUCCUUCAAUCAUAAUUUCAAUGGCGUCUUCUUCAACUUCAUCCAUUCACAAGAGCUUUAAGUAUGAUGUGUUUUUGAGUUUCAGGGGCAAAGAUACUCGUACGAACUUCGUUGAUCAUCUUUAUCAUGCUCUCCAGCAGAAAAGCAUUCAUACUUACAAGGACGAUGAGAGAAUCAAAAAAGGUAAAAAGAUUAGCAAUGAGCUCAUCGGAUCCAUUGAAGAUUCAAAAUUCUACAUCAUUGUUUUCUCAAAGAACUAUGCCUCUUCAUCUUGGUGUUUGGAUGAGCUUGUGAAGAUAAUGGAGUGCCACAGGACAACAGAACAGACUGCAUACCCUGUCUUCUAUGAUGUGGAACCCUCCGAAGUCAGAAAACAAAGUGGGGCAGUUGGAGAAGCAUUUGCCAAGUACGAAAUGGAAGAGGCUGCUGGAAAAUGGAGAGUGGCUCUGAAAGAAGCAGCGGAUCUUGCUGGGUGGGAGUUGAAGAAGACUGCUGAUGGGCAUGAAGCUAAAUUCAUCCAAAAAAUAGUUGAAGAGCUUUCAUUAGUGUUACGUACCAUCAGUUUCAACAUUGAUGAAAAGUUAGUAGGAAUGGAGACCCGGAUCAAAGAUCUUGUACCAUCUUUAGGAAUUUGUUGUGAUGAUGUCCGCAUGAUCGGGAUCAAGGGGAUUGGAGGUGGUGGAAAGACAACUUUAGCAAGAGCUCUUUUUGAUCACAUAUCCUUUCAGUUUGAAGGUAAAAGCUUCGUUGAAAAUGUCAGGGAAAAUGCUUCUUUGUCAGGUUUAAAGUCGUUGCAAAAGCAAGUCCUUUCAGACAUUUUAAAUUAUAAAGACAUCAGCAUAAGUAGUGUUCAUGAUGGGAAACAGAUGAUGAAGAGGAUGAUGCCUAGUAGGAAGGUUCUUGUUGUUCUAGAUGAUGUGGAUCACAUAGACCAGCUUGAGGUGUUAGCCGGUGAGCCUAAUUGGUUUAAGCCGGGAAGUAGGAUUAUCAUUACGACAAGAGAUGAGCAAGUGCUAGUAGCACACCGAGUGAAGUUGAUUUAUGAUGUCAAUCUAUUAUCAAAUAACGAAGCAAUUUUCCUCUUCAGUAGGUAUGCAUUUGGGACAGAUAUUCCAGCUCAAGGGUAUGAAGAGCUAUGUAGACAAGUUGUACGUUAUGCUGCUGGUCUUCCGUUAACAAUCAGAGUUUUGGGUUCAUUUCUUUGUGGUAAAAAUGAGCUGGAAUGGAUAGAUGCCCUAGAUCGCCUAAAAACAAUUCCGUUAAAUGAGACCCUGAAAAAAUUGGAACUAAGCUAUAUUGCUCUAGAGGAGGAUUACAAGGAAAUUUUUCUAAACCUUGCAUGCAUCAUGAAAGGUUGGCGGAAAGAUGAUGCAAUCAAAGCGCUUGAAAGCUGUGGAUUUUAUGCUAGAAAUGGUUUAAGAGUUCUUCAGCAAAAAUCUCUUAUAACUAUUUAUAAGAACUAUGGUUAUGAUCACCUAGGCAUGCAUGAUCAUCUUGAGGAAAUGGGUAGGAAUAUUGUGCGUCGCUCACACCCCGAUAAGCCUCAUAAACAUAGCCGAUUGUGGAAAGUCGAUGAAAUUGAAGAUACAUUAGCUAAUGAUUUGGGUAGUACUAAAGCAACAAAAUAUAUACAAGUCCACAGAAAGAAAUUCAGUCUUCCUAUUUUCAUAAAAGGUCUAAGAAAGAUGAAGGAACUUAGAUUUCUUUGUGUUCGUGGAAAUUGUUCCAUUGAUUUGGAGUUUAGUAUAGUCGGUCCAGACUUCCCAAAAGCUUUACGAUAUCUGCAUUGGGACUUUUACCCUUUUAGGUCUUUACCAACAACAUUUCAAGCAAAUAAUCUUGUUGCACUUGAGAUGGCUAACAGCAGAAUCGUACAACUUUGGGAAGGGGGAGAAAGAAAGGUCCUUAACAAGCUCAGAUUCCUUGACCUCAGUAGUCCAGUGUUGAGUACCUUUGAUCUUGGGCUUACUCCAAAUCUCGAGAUGUUGACUCUUCAACGUUGUCAUGAUUUGCUAGAACUUCACAUGACCGUUGGAUGUUUAAAGCUCAUAUCUGUCGUCCUUGAAGGUUCAAGGUUGAGGACCCUUGACCUUGGGUUGGCUCCAAAUAUUGAAGAGUUGAUUCUUGUUGGAUGCGAAGAUUUAGAAAAUCUUCACUUGCCUGGAAGAUGUCUAAAUCUCAGACACUUACUACUCACCAAAUCAAAGUUGAGGACCCUUGACAUUGGGCUGACUCCGAAUCUCGAGAAGUUAAACCUUAAAAAGUCUUAUUGUUUGGAAGAACUUCACAUGGCCAAUGAAUGUCAAAAGCUCAACGAACUCAUAAUUACUUAUUCAAAUUUGAGGACCCUUGACCUUGGGAUGACUCCAAAUCUCGAGAAGUUAGUUCUCAUAGAGUGUCAUAAAUUGGUAGAACUUCACACUCCUUUUGGAUGUCUAAAAAAGCUUGUCCACGUAAACUUAAGUGGUUGUUUGAGGUUUAGAUCUUUUAAGUUUAACAUAAAGGAUUAUACUUCUUGUAGUGUGGAUGAGUCACUUGAGGUUGGUCCUCUUGCUGAGUUAUAUCUGUGUGUAGAGUCUGUAAAAAGAUGCCUACUUCACCCUGACAAUAAAUUGCCAAAGUUUCAGUUUUUCUGUGAUUAUAAAGAAGAUGGACCCUCAUUGACUAGAAAUCUUGAGAGACUUUUUUCUGUAGGUAUGUGUGCUUGCACAAACCUUGAGACGUUUUCACAAAGCAUUUGUGGUUUACGACGUUUAAGAAAGCUUGUACUCCAAUACAGUUUUGUAGAGGUGAUCAAGGACCUUGACCAGUUAGAAUGUCUUGAGGAGCUCAUAUUGUAUUAUACAAAGAUUAAACAUCUUCCGGAUAGCAUUCUCAUGUUGAAACACCUGAAAUAUCUCGAACUUUAUGAUUGUUCGCUGCUUGAGAAGUUACCAGAGGAUCUUGGCCAAUUAGAAUGUUUACAGAAGCUACAUUUGACAGAUGUAAAGAUUAUUAAACAUCUUCCGGAUAGUAUUUGCAUGUUGAAACACCUGAAAUAUCUCGAACUUUAUGAUUGUUUGCUGCUUGAGAGGUUACCAGAGGAUCUUGGCCAAUUAGAAUGUUUAGAGAAGCUACAUUUGACAGAUGCAAAGAUUAUUAAACAUCUUCCAGAGAGCAUUUGCAUGUUGAAACGCUUGAAAAAUCUUCAACUUUAUGGUUCAUUGCUUGAGAAGUUACCAGAGGAUCUUGGCCAAUUAGAAUGUUUAGAGGAGCUAGAUUUACACGGAUGUGCACGUUUACAAGAUAUCCCAAAUAGCAUCUGUGAGAUGAAAUGUCUAAAACAUUUCUUUCUCUACAAUUGUAUUCGAGUUGAAAAAUUGCCUGAUGAACUUGGACGUUUGGGAUGUUUAGAAGCGUUAUAUAUACAUGGUACAAGCAUAAGUGAUCUUCCGCAGAGCAUUUUUUUGUUGAAAGAUCUGCGUAUUCAAGGGUCGAGACAGCUUCUUCAGUCGUGUGGGUUUACACCCGAGAUAGAAGCCCACAGAUAUAUAGAUGAAACGAUGUGUUACGCACGGGUACCCAUAAUGCAGGAACCCACAGUCAAGUGAAAUAGAACUAUUGGAAAAGGCAUCUGCAUCUGUUCUGUUCUUUAUCAAGCAUCGUGAUAUCUGGGGUGAAUGUUUUGUUAAUUGAGAUUAAUCUGGUAUCUAUGUAGGGAAUCUACUUAUUAUCUCAAGUUCUCAACCCAUGUUACUUUGUUAUCAGCAACCUCUAGUACUUAUAAUUUGGUCUCUAGAUAGGUCCUCCUCUUGAGGAUCUUGAUCUUCUACAAUUUGUAUAUAUGGAGUUGAGUGCCUCAUUACCGAAGUUCUGUGUGUUUUUUUUUAUUAUUUUUUUUUUUUUUAUUUUUUUAUUUAUUUUUUUUAUUUUAUUUUAGUCAGUGAUAAUUUGAAAAGACUGUUAUAACCUGGUUCAUCGUAGUCUCAUUCUCUUCUCAUGAUCUUCUCUCGUAAAAAAAUAAAUUAAUUAGUUUUGGAGUAAAGAAAUGCUGAGAAAUGGAUGAAACAUGCACUCUGGUACAUUGCUAUAUCUAUGAUUUGUCCGAUAUUUAUGUAUGUAUUUAUAUUUCUAUAAAUGUAUGUAUGUAUGUUUCUGCAUUAUUUUCCACAUUAUACUACAAUUUGGCAAUGGUUGAUCUUUUGUCAUCCACAAUAUAAUAUAUAUAUUCACCUUAAGAUGUGCAUGGAUACCUCGAGACCUUCCCAUUAUCAAGAGUUAUUUUAACUGCAAAAAAUUGAUAAUGAAUUCGUUCCAUUCAUCAUUUCAUGGACAACCCUAAAAGCCUGCACAUAAGUUGUCUUUGCAAAAAAGUCCUUGUAGGUCUUGUUUGUAACUUUGUUUUUGAGUUAGAGCUUAAUGCUUUGUAUUUGGAAAUAUAAUUUUAGCUUAUUGCUCUGAUUUUUCAUGCAUCAACACAAAGCAUAUCCUGAAUAUUAACAAUAAGAUUGUGGUUUUGAAAGUUAAGAAUCAUCUCCUAUCUGUUGUGUGUUGAUUGCAGCCUUUAAUGUAUUGUGAAAACAAUUUUGAUAGGUUUCAGGUUAAAAGUUGUGGUACAACUGUAUAGAGUUGUAAGUAGGUUGUUAUUAUGGGCAAAGGUUAUAUCACAUCGUUGAGAUUAUUAAUUCUCGUAAUCUGCCGAAAUUAUAAAGAAAAAGA
Molecule: messenger RNA, 4873 nt
Organism: Lactuca sativa (garden lettuce)
Lineage: Eukaryota; Viridiplantae; Streptophyta; Magnoliopsida; Asterales; Asteraceae
Product: disease resistance protein RPV1
Biological process (GO): defense response; signal transduction
Molecular function (GO): ADP binding
Source: RefSeq, a predicted model, not a curated record